Musa acuminata AAA Group (dessert banana) is the source of this 2507-nucleotide messenger RNA. RefSeq lists its product as uncharacterized. Lineage: Eukaryota; Viridiplantae; Streptophyta; Magnoliopsida; Zingiberales; Musaceae. Bases 316 to 1536 code for a protein of 406 amino acids. The transcript has a single exon. Gene Ontology annotation, biological process: regulation of DNA-templated transcription. The record is from RefSeq and is a predicted model, not a curated record. Gene Ontology annotation, molecular function: DNA-binding transcription factor activity; protein dimerization activity.
UCUCACUGCAACCUUCCUCUUCGGCUUUCUCGACCGAGUGAGCUUGUCAUUCCGUUACUGCAUCGUCUCUUAGAAGAUUGCCAAGCUUUCUGCUGCAAAGAGUGUCUUUGGUGAAUCCCAUCUUAUUGUCUGAUGAACAAGAUCAAGCUGCAGCAUCAUUUACACUCGGUCAAAUAGAAAGUGUGAAGCCCUUCAACUAAAAGCAGCACUCCUGAAAGGUAUAGAUGAGUUCUUUACUCCAUUAUUGGUUUACUAGGGUCUUCAAGCUUUAAUGCCUUUGGAUGUGUACGCAGGUUUUGAAGGAUAAUCAUCGAAAUGGAUGGUUUAGGUUUCGGUAACUCGACCACUCUCAGAAAUCAGGUUUCUAUCUCACCAACUUUAUGGAGUGAUCAGUAUGAGAACUUUUUGGUGUCCAACGAAGACUACAGAAACGCAUGUGAGAAGCUCAAGUUGGAGGAAGCUCUUCUAAUUAGCUCCAGCUUUGAUCUCCAAGGAAUUCUGGCAUGCCAUCCAAGCUCAAACUUUGAUGCUGUCAACGAGACGAUCAACACAUUAGCUUCCACCUCCGAUCCGAGUUCCUUGCAACAGCAAGAACUUAUAAUGCUGACUGCCGAUUCUGCUCGCAAGAUUUCAGGCAUACCUGCUAUAACUGAACACGCUCUUUCUCCACAACUACAUGCUUCCGUUGUUCCAGGCAGUGGCGGACCCAAGAAUAUGAUCGAUCCAUUCUGCUGCCCCAGUGAAAAUUUUGGCUCAUUUGAUCAAUUACAAGUAAACAUUGAUAACAACGACGAAGACCACUUCGAUAACUUCUCUAGCACCAAAAGCACUUGUAGAUUGAGUUGUAGUGCUACCAUCUCUUCAGCAGAGUUCGAGACCCAUGGCUUGUUCGAUUACCAUAUACCUAAUUUGGACAGGCAGAACUCUUUCAUUCCAGAUGUUCCAGGAGUUGAAUCAUCAAGAGAAAAAUAUAUUACUAAAAGAAAACUAGAAGAUUAUGAGAAAGUAGGAGAAAACUGUUGUAAGAAAGGAGGUUUUGAGAUUAGCUUCAGGAACGCUCCCAGGCAGAAGAAACUGAGAUCAGAAAAGAAUUCAGGGCCUUCUAGCAUCAACUUCAGUCAGCAAAGCUACUACGAGCUCGACACCGAGGCCAUAGCACAGGUGAAGGAGAUGAUUUAUAGGGCUGCAGCUUUGAGGCCAGUCCAUCUGGGGUUGGAAGAAGCAUCGGAGAAGCCAAAGAGAAAGAACGUCAGAAUAUCAAGUGAUCCCCAGACCGUGGCAGCAAGGCAUCGACGGGAGAGGAUAAGUGAGAGAUUGAGGAUGCUGCAGAAGCUGGUCCCCGGAGGGAGCAAAAUGGACACUGCCACCAUGCUUGAUGAGGCUGCAAACUAUCUCAAGUUCCUCAAGUCACAGGUCAGGGCCCUGGAAACCCUAGGCAACGAGCAUGAUCCCAUGGACAGAUACACUGUCCCCUUUGGAUCGACUUUCCAUUCAGGCUUUUCCCAUGCAAAACCUUUUCUCCACCGAGAACCCUAAUCCAAAAAAAAGGCGAGGCAGAUUAAGUGCCUAAAUGCCCACAAAACAUAUCAUUGCCUUCAUCAUUAGCUUGGGGUUUAGGCCUCAAUUCAGAUCUUUGAAUCAAAGAUCAGUGCUCACCUUUUCAACUUUUCUAACACCCUUUUCAUGUCCAUAAAGCAACCAUGUUCAGCAUCCAUCAUCAUCCCUCCAUCAUUUGCUCUUACCUUUGAUAUGCCUUUUUUUUGCACCUCAGGUGGUCUUUCCCAUGCAAACCCUAAUCCAAGAUUACGUAGAUAAUAUGGUUCAUGAUUACUUUUGUGAAUUAAGAGGCAUCAGAGCAGCAGCUUCAACACCAAUACCCAUAGGCAUAUAAAUGGAAGUUGAAGAAAUCAUAGAAGCUAUGAUUGAGAGAGCCCAAGGAUUCUGCAAGUGAUGAAGAUUUCGAGCUGCUUGAUGCUAAUUUCUUUUCCUUGGGUUGCUCGCCGCCUAGGUUUAUUAGUUCAGUCCUUUACUUUGUAAAAAUUUUGGCACUUGAAACAAUCUCUUUGAUCCUGACAAUGCAUGGCAGACGGCAACAUGCCCUCGGGCGUGCCCUUGAGAAGACCACCAACGAUGUUGGCAAGCACAUGAUGGAGAACAAAAAGGCAUGCCAAGCUACAGUCGCUGCUUCCACAGCAGGUUUUGUCGACCAUCCCUUCUCUCACUGCACGGCGAACAAACUUUAUGUCAUGCAAAGAGAAUGUAUGAAUGAACAAAACGUUGAGGUUGAUGGGUGUGACAAUCUAGGCCAUGGGCGUUAUCAGCUGGUCCAACUUUAUGUGCCCUUUCAUUCCCUGAAACAAGGGGGAGAAAGUUCUGUUGCUUUGAAACGAAAGGAGCCUUUCGUGCAAGACCGGGAUUUGUUUUGCACCACUUGGGGAUUUCUGUUUUGCGUUUGACCAUUAUCUUUUUCGUCUUGCUUUGCUCCAAGUUCUGGAAACUUUGUGCUU